AUGGAUUCCCAACAGUUCCGCGAGUUCGGUAAGCUCGCCAUCGACUUCGUCGCAGACUUUUACGACUCGGUACGCGAGAGAGACGUCCUGCCCUCAGUGGAACCGGGAUACCUGUCUCGCAUCCUGCCCGAGGAGGCGCCGGAGGAACCGCAAGACUGGAAAAAGGUUUUCGAAGACUUCAAAGAGAAAAUCUUACCUGGUGUCACGGCCUGGCACUCGCCGCAGUUCCACGGGUAUUUCCCCUGUGGUACCUCGUUUCCCAGUAUCGUCGCCAGUCUUCUGACGGACGGGCUGGGCAUGGUGGGCGUCACGUGGAUAGCGAGCCCCGUCUGCACCGAGUUAGAGGUUGUCACUUUGAACUGGUUAGGCAAGCUUCUGGGCCUCCCCGAGGAGUUCCUGAACUGCUCCCCCGGUCCCGGUGGCGGGGUCAUCCAGGGUUCCGCCAGCGAAGCGGUCCUCGUCUGCUUGUUAGCCGCUAAAGACAAAACUAUUCGAAGGCUGAAAGCUUUAAACGAGGACUUGGACGAGGAUCAAACUAAAAUAAAAUUAGUCGCGUACACCUCCGAUCAGUGCAACUCGGCUAUCGAAAAGUCGGGCGUUCUCGGCUCAAUGAAAAUGAGACUCUUGAAAGCCGACCAUCUCGGUAGACUUCGCGCGCAGACUUUGACAGAGGCGUUCGAAGAGGACAAAAGAAAAGGGCUCAUACCGUGUUACGUGGUCGCCACCCUGGGGACGACGGGACUCUGCGCCUUCGACCCCCUGGAAGAGUUGGGGCCGAUUUGUGAAACUGAAAAUGUGUGGUUGCACGUCGACGCAGCUUACGCCGGCGCGGCCUUCCUCUGCCCCGAAUAUCGCUACUUGAUGGAAGGCAUAAGCUACGCAGACUCCUUCAGUUUCAACGCUCACAAGUGGCUGUUGGUCAACCUCGCCUGCUCACCGAUGUGGGUGAAGGAUAGUCUAGAUCUAAUCAAAGCGUUCGACGUGCAAAGGAUAUACUUGAACGACAUCAAUUUAAAGGUGAAGAUUCCAGACUAUCGUCACUGGCAGCUGCCGCUCGGGAGACGGUUUCGCGCCCUGAAACUGUGGAUGGUUAUGAAAACGUACGGCGCGUCAGGGCUGAAGAAACACAUCAGAAAUCAAGUGAAUCUCGCCCAGUACUUUGCCAAGUUGGUUCGUUCAGACGAGAGGUUCCUAGUGGACCCGGAGCCAUCUAUGGGCUUAGUCUGCAUCAGGCUCGUGGGAGGAGACGAGCUCACGAGAACUCUGCUCAAUAACCUACUGGAGAAGAAGAAAUUGUUCAUGGUGGCGGCGUUCUCGAAAGGCCGGUUGAUCAUACGUAUCGUAAUAGGUUCCCAGUUCACGACGCAUUCUGAUGUGGAGGUCACUUGGAAGUUGAUUCGGGACGAAGCCGAUAACAUUGGCGCUUAG
Molecule: messenger RNA, 1428 nt
Organism: Leptosia nina
Lineage: Eukaryota; Metazoa; Arthropoda; Insecta; Lepidoptera; Pieridae
Source: the annotation of a GenBank genome assembly